This is a messenger RNA of Monodelphis domestica (gray short-tailed opossum), 1276 nucleotides long. It is a transcript of the gene XRCC2, whose product is annotated as X-ray repair cross complementing 2. Gene Ontology annotation, cellular component: replication fork; centrosome; Rad51B-Rad51C-Rad51D-XRCC2 complex. Gene Ontology annotation, biological process: double-strand break repair via homologous recombination; DNA strand invasion. The record is from RefSeq and is a predicted model, not a curated record. NCBI's taxonomy places the organism in Eukaryota, Metazoa, Chordata, Mammalia, Didelphimorphia, Didelphidae. Gene Ontology annotation, molecular function: ATP-dependent DNA damage sensor activity; four-way junction DNA binding; ATP binding.
CACCCCCACUCUCAGCGCGGCGCGCAUGCUCGCCGGAGGGUGGCCGUGCUUCCCUGGGCUCACUAGCCCGGGAAUCAUUAAAUGGCGUGGAAGGAGGGAAAGUUGACUCUCGGGUCUCUAGAGCCUCAGGGGCGAUGAGCGGAGACUUUCGGAGGGCGGAGUCUGGGACGGAGCUACUUGCUCGCCUUGAAGGUAGAAGUUCCCUGAAAGAUAUAGAACCAUUUUUGUUUGCUGAUGAAGGCUCUCCUAUCCAUGGUGACAUACUAGAAUUCCACGGUCCAGAAGGAACAGGAAAGACAGAAAUGCUCUAUCAUCUGACCGCAAGAUGUAUCCUUCCAAAAUCAGAAGGUGGAUUAGAAGUAGAAGUCUUAUUUAUUGACACAGACUACCACUUUGAUAUGCUUCGGCUAGUUACAAUUCUUGAACGUAGAUUAUCCCAAAGCACAGAAGACAUAAUAAAACAUUGCCUUGGAAGAUUUUUUCUCGUGAAUUGCAGCAGUAGUAAUCAAUUACUUAUCACCCUUUAUUCACUGGAAACUAUGUUUUGUAGUCACCCGUCCCUCUGCCUUUUCAUUUUAGAUAGCUUAUCUGCCUUCUAUUGGAUAGACCGAGUCAAUGGAGGAGAAAGCCUAACUUUACAAGAAAUUAAUCUGAAGAAAUGUUCUAAAUUCCUGGAGAAGCUUGUAAAAGAAUAUCAUUUGGUUCUCUUUGCAACAACACAAACUAUAAUGCAAAAAAAUUCAAAUUCAACAGAAAGAUCAUCUUCCUUAAAACUUCCAUGUGAAGAAGUAGAUAUAGAUUAUAGACCCUAUCUUUGUAAGUCAUGGCAACAGAUGGUAAACCACAGAAUAUUUUUUUCCAGACAUAAUUCAGAAAGUAGCAACCAAAUGUUUUCAGUAGUGUCAUAUCAUCUAAAAAGCAACAAUUUGAUAAAGCGUUUAUUUAGUAUUCGAGAAAGUGGGGUUCAUUUUUGUUAAAGCUGUAUCAGAAAUAGCCUAUUUGUAGACAUUGAAUUUUAAAUGUAUAUUUUAAAAAUUUUUUCUCCUUGUUGAUAUUUUCAUGAUAUAUCAGCAUUUUUAAAUUUUAAAGACUAAAAUGAUUAACAUUGGCAUUUGUAUAUAAAUUGCAAGAAUGAAUUUCAGGUAUAAGGAAAUACAUUUUCUGUUCUUAUAUCAUCCAAGGCUAAACAACUUAAUAUUGCUGCUUUGAUUUUGAAUAAAACUUAUGCAAAAAAUAAGUGUAUUUCAGUUUAAAUAAAAGUAAAUUCUAUAAUUUU